This is a messenger RNA of Coccinella septempunctata (seven-spotted ladybird), 1253 nucleotides long. RefSeq names its product probable cardiolipin synthase (CMP-forming) (gene CLS). Gene Ontology annotation, biological process: cardiolipin biosynthetic process. Gene Ontology annotation, molecular function: cardiolipin synthase activity. Gene Ontology annotation, cellular component: mitochondrion; membrane. The transcript has 5 exons. The record is from RefSeq and is a predicted model, not a curated record. Lineage: Eukaryota; Metazoa; Arthropoda; Insecta; Coleoptera; Coccinellidae. Bases 229 to 1218 code for a protein of 329 amino acids.
UCAGCUCUCAUCUGUGGUCAAGAAGGAAAAAAGUUAGGUUAAUUCUGCAAUCUUUGAUUUUCAGAUUUUUGAUGUUUUAUUUUAUUAAGAUGGAAAUUGAACCAAAAAGUAAAAGCCUGUCUUGAUAAAUUUCAUCUUUUUAUCUUCAUAUAUUAUGGUUGGUUGCCUUUCAUUUCAACCAUUGUCAAUUUACAUUAGUUUAUUGAAAUUUGCCACGAAAAUCUUAUCAUGUCGAGGAUAGCUAAUAUAUGGCAGUUAAAAUUUCCGAAACUACUGGAGAAGUAUCUAUCAUCACCUACAAAUUUCGAUAAGUUCUCCCCAGCUUGCUGUUGUUACAAAAGCUUUUACAUUCAUUCUAAUCUUAAAAUUUCAAACGACAAUCGAAAUUUUAAUAUUACAUUGCUCAAAAGACAUUUUGGCGAUAAUAAUGGGAAAAAAACGGAGAUCACUCCACAGAGAGACUUUGUUAAUAAAGAGCUCAAAGCUUACAUACAACACAACAAGACUAGAUUCAAAAGUACAGAGAAAAGGAUCAAACUAAAAGGAAGUAUUCUUUUAAAAGAUUUUAGAGAAACAAAAGAAAAGAUGAGGGAGAAAGUGGAAAAUAUAAUAGAAAAAGAAAAUAUUUAUACAAUUCCUAAUUUCCUCUGUUUAUCGAGAAUUAUAAUAUCACCUUACUUAGGAAUCCUGAUAAUCCAAUCAAAUUUUUGUUACGCCUUAGGAAUACUAGGUGUAGCUGCUGUUACUGAUUUGCUUGAUGGUUGGAUAGCGAGAACUUGGAAAAGUCAAAGUUCAAAAAUUGGAAGUGUUUUGGACCCACUUGCUGACAAAGUUCUUGUAGCAACUUUAUUUUUGUCCUUGACUUAUGCUGAUUUGAUACCAGUCAUUUUAACUGGUAUUAUCAUUGCCAGAGAUGCCAUACUUGUGGUGUCCGCAUUUGUUAUAAGAUAUAAAUCCUUGCCUCCUCCAAAAACGUUGAGUAAAUAUUUUGAUUUUACUUACCCUACUGUCCAAGUAGAACCAACUCUCAUAAGUAAAAUAAACACAGGUGUACAACUGGCAUUAGUGGGAACAACCUUAACAGCUCCAGUAUUUCAAUUUGUUGGUCACCCGUUUUUAGAAUGUUUAUGGUACCUGACUGCCACUACUACCAUAGCAUCUGGACUGAGUUAUCUAUUUUCUAAAAAUGCUUAUAAAUAUUUGAAACCGAAAAAAUGAGACGUAUGGUUAGAUAUUAAAGAAACUGUGAUGUU